Periophthalmus magnuspinnatus is the source of this 1300-nucleotide messenger RNA. RefSeq names its product vacuolar protein sorting 25 homolog (gene vps25). Gene Ontology annotation, biological process: protein transport to vacuole involved in ubiquitin-dependent protein catabolic process via the multivesicular body sorting pathway. The transcript is spliced from 6 exons. Gene Ontology annotation, cellular component: ESCRT II complex. Gene Ontology annotation, molecular function: protein homodimerization activity; structural molecule activity. Lineage: Eukaryota; Metazoa; Chordata; Actinopteri; Gobiiformes; Gobiidae. Bases 83 to 607 code for a protein of 174 amino acids. The record is from RefSeq and is a predicted model, not a curated record.
UUUCCAGAUUUGUCGGAACUAUUUUGAUGUCGGACCCGUUUCCGGAAACUGUCAGCUCAGCUGUGAACGCCGCACAACUGCAAUGAGUUUUGAGUGGCCCUGGCAAUAUAAUUUUCCUCCAUUUUUUACGCUACAGCCCAAUGCUGACACAAGACAGAAGCAGCUGGCAGCAUGGUGUUCCUUGACCCUGUCGUACUGCAGACAUCACAAACUUUACACUCUGGAUGUCAUGGAAGCUCAGGAAAGCCCCAUUUUCAACAACAAGAAGAUAGAACGUAAACUUUCUAUGGAAGCCAUUCAAGUUGUGUUUGAGGAAUUAAGGAAAAAAGGGAAUUUGGAUUGGUUGGACAAAAACAAAUCUAGAUGUUUAGUCAUGUGGAGACGGCCAGAGGAAUGGGGGAAGUUAAUAUACCAGUGGGUGUCCAGAAAUGGAAUGGUCAACACUGUUUGUACACUUUAUGAACUGUCUAACGGGGAUGACACAGAAAAUGAAGAGUUUCAUGGUCUGGAGGAGUGGAUGCUGUUGCGAUCAUUGCAGGCCUUACAGUCCGAAGGCAAAGCUGAACUCAUCACCAUGGACGACAGCAAAGGGGUCAAAUUCUUCUGAGCGGUCCUAGUGCUGUUUCUGAUUCUCUGAGCCCCCAAUUCACUCCAGAGGCCAUUUCUACAUAGAACUUUCAGGCAAAACAAAGGUGCCCUGAUGUCCAGCCAAGUCUAUGCGGUCCACUCAUUUGUUUUGCCUUUGUUGGUUCAUGUUUUGCUAAUUGGAAAUGAAGUGCUAUUAUUACUCAUAGGUUUCAGGCUGACCAUUCAAGAUGUUUGUUUUUUGAAUUGCUAAUUGCUAAAGAAGCUAGCCUAACUUUUUAUCAUUCUGAAACCCAUGCAAAACCAAGUGGGACUGGGGCAAACUGGUGACACUUUUUAGGUAACUUGCUAAAACGUAAGCAUUUGUUACCAACUAAGCAUAAUCGUGAAUACUGUUUUUGGGGAGAGCUGUCACCUUCUGCUCUUUCUGUAAAUAGUUUUAUUUCUGUUUUUAUUUUCUUGUUAGCUAUAAUUUUCUGUAUGAUUAGCUCUGGUGUAGGAUCGCUGUAAUGAUGUCUUAAAGAAAUCCCAAAACACAACACCAGAGGGACCCAUAUUUUGAGAAUACAUGCUUCCAUUAUAGGAACUCUACAGGGACCUGUGCCACAGACUGCUGUCUCGCUAUUAUCGUGCUACUGUGACUCUUCUGUCCUCUUUAUCAAUAUUUCACUCCUUUUCUUAUCCUCAAUAGGAAAAAUAAAUCUACAUUUGGUAA